Molecule: messenger RNA, 1443 nt
Organism: Phyllostomus hastatus (greater spear-nosed bat)
Lineage: Eukaryota; Metazoa; Chordata; Mammalia; Chiroptera; Phyllostomidae
Product: apolipoprotein R-like
Exons: 5
Coding region: 860-1297 (145 amino acids)
Source: RefSeq, a predicted model, not a curated record
CAGUCUUUUCCAGAUCCAGAACUGUUCUUUGAAUUUGGGAAUACAAAAACUCUGUGUCACUUGGCAUACGGAUCAGCCACUGGGCUUUUAUUUUCAGCUCACAUAAUGGCCUGGAGGCUGUUAAUACUUGGGAAGAAAAUUGAACUUGAGAUCUUUCUUAUCCGUCAUUCCUUCCUGCUGGGAACUGACACUAGUGAAUGAAGACCUGACACACCCAGGAGAUGGCAGAGAACAUUCCUCAGGAUCUCACCCUGACCCUUGAAGAAACUGCUACUCACAUUGUUUUCCUAGCUUUUCUUGAUUAGUCAAACACAAAUAAUUUUCCUAGUUUUGCUUGAUUACUUAAAGAUAAAUGAUGUAGACAACCGGCCAACAAGUGUUCCCUUCAAAUAAGAAUUCUUGGGGUUGUGAUUGUAAAUACCCUCAUAAUCCCAGACAGCACUCAUGUUAAGGUCAUAGCAUUGUCUGCAAGACUUGGAGCUUUAUUGGAUUGUCCUGGUCGGGUCCCAUCCUUUACAUAAGCUACUCAGUUCUGUCCCUCCCCUUUAGUCAUUCAAAGCUGUGCCAUAGCCAAGAUUUAGUUCCUUGUCAGGAGUCAUUUUCCUACUCACUUAAAACCCCUGCUUUAGCUGGAUCAUGGCAUCUGAGAACACUGAGCCCCAGUGCUGUAUGUCUGAGAUGCCUCACCAUGUUUCCUGAGUUGCAGAGAAUUUUCCCAGCACUGUGCCUCCUCGGGUUCUAUUUCUAUUGCAAAGCCUACCUGUCCUAUGUGAGGUAUGUUGCCCAGUACCAGACCUAAAGAAUGGCAGAAUCACUACCCUGAGAAAGAAAGGUUUGGCCAGUAACUGUGAAUGUUUCCAUGGAGACUCGCUUUGGUAUUCAUGUAGUGGGAGACAAAGUGUUGAAGCUUCCUGCCCAGCAGAUGGCACCUAGAGUCCUGAGACACCAACAUGUGAUGAGAGUAAGAGUACUGUGUCCAAAACCAGAGAUAGAGCACGGAAAGGUGUUUGGGGAUAAAGAUCAAUUUGUUGAAUCUGAAAAUAUCACCAUCGAGUGUACUUCAGGCUAUACUGUGGUUGGUCGCCAAAAUAUCACCUGCUUAGAGAACCAUACCUGGUAUCCAGAGGUGCCCAAGUGUGAGUGGGAGUUCCCUUCAGGCUGUGAACAAGUUCUAGCAGGCAGAAAACUCAUGCAGUGUCUCCCGAGACCAGAGGAUGUGAGAAUGGCCCUGGAAUUGUAUAAAUUGUCCUUAGAAAUUGAACUCCUGGAACGAGAGACAGAGAAGGAGAGGAAAUGACUCUGGAGUCAUCACUGUAAUUGUUCUCAGAAGAGGGAGAAAAAAGUGCCUUGCUGCGUUCAAUUCAAUAUGGAUCACUCUAGUCUAGCAACCCUACCAUCCCACUGACACCAACAUUCAUUGUAAUAAAUACCUAGAACAGCUAA